UAUGGAAAGUGCCGUUGAAGGCGGGAUGACCAAGAUGGCGUGUGUGCUGGAGCCUCCGCUCCGGAUGAGCGUGCUGUCUGAGGUUACAGCGAGCAGCCGUCACUAUGUAGACAAACUCUUUGAUCCUGAUCCACAGAAAGUUCUGCGUGGAGUUGUAGAUAUGAAAAACGCAGUGAUUGGAAACAACAAACAGAAAGCUAACCUCAUAGUUUUGGGAGCAGUGCCAAGGUUAUUAUACUUGCUCCAGCAAGAGACUUCGAGCACAGAACUGAAGACAGAAUGUGCUGUGGUCCUUGGCAGCUUGUCUAUGGGUACAGAAAACAAUGUGAAAUCCCUGCUAGACUGUCACAUAAUCCCAGCUCUGCUGCAAGGCUUGCUAUCAGCAGACAUUCGCUUCAUUGAAGCUUGUUUGCGAUGUCUCCGCACAAUUUUUACAAGUCCAGUAACUCCAGUGGAGCUCUUGUAUACAGAUGCUACUGUAAUCCCACACCUUAUGAUGUUGCUCAGCAGAUCUCUCUACUGUCAAGAGUACAUCUGCCAGAUCUUUGCCCACUGCUGCAAAGCUCCAGAUCAUCAGACAAUUUUAUUCAACCAUGGUGUAGUGCAAAAUAUUGCCCAUUUGCUAACAUCUGUGUCAUAUAAAGUACGCAUGCAAGCAUUAAAGUGCUUUUCAGUUUUAGCGUUUGACAAUCCCCAAGUAUCAAUGACCCUUGUAAAUGUGCUGGUUGAUGGGGAACUACUGCCACAAACCUUUGCAAAGAUGUUACAGCGAGACAAGCCUAUAGAAAUGCAACUUACAGCAGCUAAAUGCUUAACAUACAUGUGUCGAUCAGGCUCUAUUCGAACAGAUGACAACUGCAUUGUUCUGAAAACACUCCCCUGUUUGGUUCGAAUGUGUAACAAAGAACGUCUUCUAGAGGAGAGAGUAGAAGGUGCAGAAACUUUAGCCUAUCUAAUAGAGCCAGAUGUGGAGCUGCAGAGGAUUGCCAGCAUUACAGAUCAUCUCAUCUCCAUGCUUGCCGACUACUUUAAAUACCCCAGCUCAGUCAGUGCCAUCACUGACAUUAAGAGGCUCGAUCAUGAUUUGAAACACGCCCAUGAGUUGCGACAGGCAGCCUUCAAGCUCUACGCCUCCCUGGGAGCCAAUGACGAAGACAUCCGGAAGAAGAUCAUAGAGGCUGAACAUAUGAUGGACCGGAUUGUGAAUGGCUUAUCUGAGACUAGUGUCAAGGUGCGGUUAGCUGCUGUCAGAUGUUUACACAGUUUGUCCAGGUCAGUCCAACAACUCCGAACCAGUUUUCAGGACCAUGCUGUGUGGAAACCUUUAAUGAAAGUUUUACAGAAUGCUCCAGACGACAUCUUGGUGGUAGCGUCAUCAACAUUAUGCAAUCUUCUCCUUGAAUUUUCUCCUAGUAAAGAGCCGAUUCUAGAAUCUGGAGCUGUAGAGCUACUAUGUAGUUUGACUUUAAGUGAGAAUGCCGCCCUGCGUGUCAAUGGUAUCUGGGCUUUAAUGAACAUGGCAUUUCAAGCUGACCAGAAGAUAAAAUCAGACAUUUUAAGAGGUUUAAGCACAGAGCAGUUGUUUCGGCUACUGUCUGAUUCUGAUGUGAAUGUAUUGAUGAAAACACUGGGACUUCUCAGAAACUUGUUGUCUACAAGGCCACACAUAGACCAGAUAAUGAGCACACAUGGGAAGCAGAUCAUGCAAGCAGUGACCUUUAUCCUUGAAGGGGAACAUAACAUAGAGGUCAAGGAACAGACACUGUGUAUACUCGCUAAUAUAGCAGAUGGCACUUCAGCAAAAGACCUUAUCAUGACGAAUGAUGAUAUUUUACAGAAGAUCAAGUAUUAUGUAGGUCAUUCCAACCUGAAACUCCAGCUGGCUGCAAUGUUCUGCAUAGCAAAUCUGACGUGGAAUGAAGAGGAAGGUUCACAAGAGCGUCAGGAUAAGCUGCGAGAAAUUGGGAUUGUUGACAUUCUGCACAAACUGAGUCAAUCGACAGAUCCAAAUCUCUGUGACAAGGCAAAAACCGCACUACAGCAAUACUUUGCAUGAUCUUGGGGGAAAAAAAAGUCGGCCUUCCAUACACCACUUUUUUCCUACACCACCUCCUUUUCACAUCGCCUACGGAUGAACAAACAAACUAGUCUCGUUCCCUAGUGCACACAGUCACCUUGGACGUCUUCUCGCAGCUUCUGAUGCGAAUCUCAGCAGCUGCUACAGAAUGGACUACUUUCUAUAUAACCCUUCCAGCCCCCGAUGGAUUAUUAGUAUUCAUUUCUUUUGUUUUCACAUUUUUGGGGAUUUUUCUGAGCUAUUUGGAUUUUUAACGCUGUUGCUACAAUCUUUUGUGUGCGUGGCUAAAUACCUCAACCUCUGAGUUUUUCCUUCCUCUGCUUGCACACCUCCUAAGACUUAACAUGCAACAAAACUUUUUUUUUCCAUAUUCUUCCCCACCAGCAAUUUCCUAGGGCAAUGGAUUUGCUGUACAAAAAAAAAAA
This is a messenger RNA of Nanorana parkeri, 2502 nucleotides long. RefSeq names its product armadillo repeat containing 8 (gene ARMC8). The transcript has 22 exons. Gene Ontology annotation, biological process: proteasome-mediated ubiquitin-dependent protein catabolic process. Gene Ontology annotation, molecular function: protein binding. The record is from RefSeq and is a predicted model, not a curated record. The coding region runs from base 2 to 2056 and encodes 684 amino acids. Gene Ontology annotation, cellular component: GID complex. NCBI's taxonomy places the organism in Eukaryota, Metazoa, Chordata, Amphibia, Anura, Dicroglossidae.